Molecule: messenger RNA, 1158 nt
Organism: Telopea speciosissima
Lineage: Eukaryota; Viridiplantae; Streptophyta; Magnoliopsida; Proteales; Proteaceae
Product: protein PTST, chloroplastic
Exons: 9
Coding region: 95-1003 (302 amino acids)
Source: RefSeq, a predicted model, not a curated record
ACACAGUCACAUCGAGUGAAGCUGCUUCAACAGGUGUGGUGACGGCUCUUUUGGAUCGUACGCUCCCCCUCCUCCUCCUAAAGGAGACUUCACUAUGGAGUGUCAGAUGACAAGUUUUCUGAGGGGUUGUCCUGACAAGCACAAUGUAUGGUUUUCUUGGUGUUCAAGAAAGUUGGAACAGGAAAAUAACCAGAGAAUUUCAUGUAGUGUGGCUCUUUGUAAUUUAAGGAUGGGCUCCCAACAUUUAAAUUUUCUUCGUCAUGCUUUUAUAAGGAAAUCUCCAAUGCAACAGUCAUCUUGGAGAACAUUUUCCACGCCUGUUAGUUUGGAGAAGGAAUCUUCAUUAUCAAUGGAAGACCCAAGUGCCAGUGAUGAAGUUCCUGACAAUGACUCAUCUGAGGAUCUUCUUUCUAAGCCAUUGGACAGUGAUAAGUUGAAGUCAUUGCUGGCUGAUUCUGAAAGAACAAAGCUUACCAGAAAACUAGGUGAAGCUAAUCAACACAACCGAUUUCUCAAACGACAGUUGCAAGUAAAGGAAGAUGCACUGAUUAACUUCAAAAGUGAACUUGCUGAUGUGGAACUCGAAGUUCAGGCUUUGGUCAAAUUGGCAGAAGAAGUAGCCAAGACUGGAAAUAUGGAAGGCUCAAGGAAGAUUAGUGGGAAAUACAUCCAGUCCCACCUUCUUUCAAGAUUAGAAGCUGUUCGUAGAAAGCUGAAAGAACAGAUAAAGGAUGUGGAUGCUGCACAAUCAAAGGAGGUACAAUUGUCCUGGUAUGGAAUGGCAGAGAGUGUGCAAGUAAUGGGAAGCUUUGAUGGAUGGAGUCAAGGAGAGCAGUUAUCACCGGAAUAUACUGGUUCUUUUACUAAAUUCUCUACGACAUUGAAGCUGAGACCUGGAAGAUAUGAGAUCAAGUUCUUGGUGGAUGGACAAUGGCACUUAUCACCAGAAUUCCCUACCAUAGGUGAGGGAGUGUUGAACAAUAACUUGUUGGUCGUUGAAUAAAUCCAACUUCACUGAGCAAAUCAUGCAUCUGAUAAUGUUAUGAUCUUCAGUCAGUAAGAACUACUAUUGCCAGGAUAUUUUAGCGACGUUAAUCAUCUAUUUAUGUAUCUAAUUAUUUAGUAUUGGUAUAAAAUUUCAGUUGCCUAGUUACUGUA